ACUGUCGUCUCCAACAAGUCUGAGUCCAAGCAAACCACUUUAUAAUACUUCCCUUGUUCAAAAACAAAUCAAAAUUUUCAUUAAAUUCCUCUCUCGUUUUUAAUUCCAUUCAGUUCAAUCUAUAUAAUUAAAUUUUAAUUUAAAAUAUGGCUACACCGAUGGCGGAGGACGCUAACAUGGAGGACGAUCAGUUAGCGGGGAUGACGACGGACGACAUCGUCAGAGCGUCGCGUCUUCUCGAUAACGAGAUUCGCAUUCUUAAGGAAGAGUUGCAGAGGACGAAUUUGGAGUUGGAUUCGUAUAAGGAGAAGAUUAAAGAGAAUCAAGAAAAGAUUAAGCUUAAUAAGCAAUUACCGUAUCUUGUUGGUAACAUUGUCGAGAUUUUGGAGAUGAAUCCUGAAGAUGAAGCGGAGGAAGAUGGUGCUAAUAUUGACCUUGAUUCUCAAAGGAAGGGUAAAUGUGUUGUGCUGAAAACAUCUACUCGUCAGACAAUAUUUCUUCCAGUUGUUGGUCUUGUUGAUCCUGACAAGUUGAAGCCUGGUGACUUGGUUGGAGUCAACAAAGAUAGCUAUCUUAUUUUGGAUACUCUUCCAUCUGAGUAUGACUCAAGAGUGAAGGCUAUGGAGGUUGAUGAAAAACCCACAGAAGACUACAAUGAUAUUGGGGGUUUGGAGAAACAGAUCCAAGAACUAGUUGAGGCAAUUGUGUUGCCCAUGACUCACAAGGAGAGGUUUCAAAAGUUAGGUGUUCGUCCUCCUAAAGGUGUACUCUUGUAUGGGCCUCCCGGAACUGGGAAGACAUUGAUGGCCCGUGCUUGUGCCGCACAGACUAAUGCUACUUUUUUAAAGUUAGCCGGUCCACAACUUGUACAGAUGUUCAUUGGUGAUGGUGCCAAACUUGUCCGUGAUGCAUUUCAACUUGCAAAAGAGAAAUCGCCCUGCAUCAUUUUCAUAGAUGAAAUUGAUGCUAUUGGCACAAAGAGAUUUGACAGUGAAGUGAGUGGAGAUAGGGAAGUACAGAGGACCAUGUUGGAGUUGCUUAAUCAGCUUGAUGGUUUUAGCAGCGAUGAUAGGAUUAAGGUCAUUGCAGCAACAAACCGUGCUGAUAUCUUGGAUCCUGCCCUCAUGCGUUCUGGUCGAUUGGAUCGCAAAAUUGAGUUCCCUCACCCAACUGAAGAAGCAAGAGCUCGCAUUUUGCAGAUCCACUCAAGGAAGAUGAAUGUUCAUUGUGAUGUGAAUUUUGAAGAAUUGGCUCGGUCCACUGAUGAUUUCAAUGGGGCUCAAUUGAAAGCUGUUUGUGUAGAGGCUGGGAUGCUUGCUCUUCGCCGAGAUGCAACUGAGGUGAAUCAUGAGGAUUUCAACGAGGGUAUAAUUCAAGUUCAAGCAAAGAAGAAAUCAAGCUUAAACUAUUACGCAUAAAUUCAAACAUUCAAGGGUAAAGCAAACUUCAAGUGUAGAAUUUCGUUUCACGUGAGAACUGCACAUUUCCAUGUAUCUUUUGCUGGACCUUGAGUUGUAUUGUUAAUUGAUAUAUUAUGGAAGUGUUUUUUUCAUUUGGAAAUCAACAGAUAGAUAAAUAUUUAUGUUA
Messenger RNA from Mercurialis annua (annual mercury), 1587 nucleotides. Its product is annotated as 26S proteasome regulatory subunit 6A homolog. Gene Ontology annotation, cellular component: proteasome regulatory particle, base subcomplex. The transcript is spliced from 10 exons. Gene Ontology annotation, biological process: proteasome-mediated ubiquitin-dependent protein catabolic process. Gene Ontology annotation, molecular function: ATP binding; proteasome-activating activity; ATP hydrolysis activity. Bases 147 to 1418 code for a protein of 423 amino acids. Lineage: Eukaryota; Viridiplantae; Streptophyta; Magnoliopsida; Malpighiales; Euphorbiaceae. The record is from RefSeq and is a predicted model, not a curated record.